GAAUGGAUAGGACGGCGCAGACCAGGGCGUCCGAUCCACGCGCGCUCCGCACCCGGGCCCUCUCCAAGUUGGAAAGGACAAAAAGAAGGCAAUAAAUGCUAACAAGGGAGAGAGAGGGAGCCGGAUCGAGCGGCAACUCCCAGCCUCUGCUGGAAGAGAGAGGGAGGGAGGGAGCCGAAGAGAGCGGGCGCGCGCGAGGGCGAGCCAUGCACUCCUGUUUUGUGCGGUCCGGGGAGUUUCGCCCCCCCACCCCUGCCCGGCUCCGCGGCGCGGAGGAUGGUGUGGAAAUGGCUGGGCGCGCUGGUGGUGUUCCCUCUGCAGAUGAUCUAUCUGGUGGUGAAGGCUGCCGUCGGACUGGUGCUGCCCGCCAAGCUGCGGGACCUGUCUCGGGAGAACGUCCUUAUCACCGGCGGCGGGAGAGGCAUCGGGCGCCAGCUCGCUCGCGAGUUCGCGGAACGCGGCGCCAGAAAGAUCGUUCUGUGGGGCCGGACUGAGAAAUGCCUGAAGGAGACGACGGAGGAGAUUCGGCAGAUGGGCACCGAGUGCCACUACUUCAUCUGCGAUGUGGGCAACCGGGAGGAGGUGUACCAGACAGCCAAAGCUGUCCGGGAGAAGGUGGGCGACAUCACCAUCCUGGUGAACAACGCAGCCGUGGUCCAUGGGAAGAGCCUGAUGGACAGUGACGAUGAUGCCCUUCUCAAGUCCCAGCACAUCAACACCCUGGGCCAGUUCUGGACCACCAAGGCCUUCUUGCCACGGAUGCUGGAGCUGCAGAACGGCCACAUCGUGUGUCUCAACUCCGUGCUGGCGCUCUCUGCCAUCCCCGGCGCCAUUGACUACUGCACGUCCAAAGCCUCAGCCUUCGCCUUCAUGGAGAGCCUGACGCUGGGGCUGCUGGACUGUCCAGGCGUCAGUGCCACCACCGUGCUGCCCUUCCACACCAGCACCGAGAUGUUCCAGGGCAUGAGGGUCAGGUUCCCCAACCUCUUCCCGCCCCUAAAGCCGGAGACCGUGGCCCGGAGGACGGUGGAAGCCGUGCAGCUCAAUCAGGCCCUCCUCCUCCUCCCGUGGACGAUGCACGCCCUCAUUAUCUUGAAAAGGCCUUUUCAGGAGGUGAAGCACCCAAGUGCCUUUAUUGGAUGUCAACCCCCAGGAAACCAGGUUCCCCUCUGGCUGCUGUGGACACAGUGGGCAUCUGAGGAGCUACUCUAACUGCAGCAUACUCCCACAGGCUGCCCUCGAGGAGAUCCACAAAUUCUCAGGAACCUACACCUGCAUGAACACUUUCAAAGGGCGAACAUAAAGGCAGGACGCAAAGACAGGCUUAAAAGCCACAGAACCUGAGGGGGCGUGGGCACCUGGGCACACGCCCAUGUGCCUGUCCCUUGACACACUUCUGCUGCAUGAGCAGGACUGCUCCUCCCCUGGGGAGGAAUCUGGCUGUGCCCCCAGGCCAGCCCCAGGACCUUUGCACAGGACUGACGGGUGUAACUCUGACCCCCGUGGGGAGGCAAGAAACCAGCCAGCAGCUGCCUUGACACUUUUGUACAUUUCUGAUUCUGUAGAGUUCAUUGUUAAAUCGCUUCUCAAGUCUAACCAGCCUCGGCAACGUGCAUAGACUAUUUCCGGGAGGGACUGUGCCCACGCACUCCUCCUUCCCCUCCAAACUCCACUCAUCCUCAGCUUGUGCAAACUGGUUGAACGGCAGGAAUACAAAAUAAAGAGAGAUGGCUUUUGCGAA
This is a messenger RNA of Lagenorhynchus albirostris (white-beaked dolphin), 1741 nucleotides long. It is a transcript of the gene DHRS3, whose product is annotated as dehydrogenase/reductase 3. Gene Ontology annotation, cellular component: lipid droplet. Gene Ontology annotation, molecular function: oxidoreductase activity, acting on the CH-OH group of donors, NAD or NADP as acceptor. The coding region runs from base 277 to 1212 and encodes 311 amino acids. The transcript has 8 exons. Lineage: Eukaryota; Metazoa; Chordata; Mammalia; Artiodactyla; Delphinidae. The record is from RefSeq and is a predicted model, not a curated record.